UACAUUCCUCAGCACCGAGUAAAAAUACACGGCCCAAAUACAACUGCAAGCAGAGAGCUGACAUUAUCACACGCUUCAUAAAGGAAACAAAAUACCUCGCCAACCAUGGGCCGAUGGAUUAUAAACUCUCUGGCCGUCCUGUGCUUUUUGAGCAGUCACACAACAAGAGCUGACUCGACCACAGGUCCAAAUCUCUCACCCUCUGAGGUCCUGGACAAGCUCCUGGGUCCAUCAUCUGGCUACAAUCACAGAGUUCGGCCUAACUUUGGAGGGCCCGCAGUCAACGUCUCCUGUGGAGUCUUCAUCAGGAGUUUUGGGUCCAUUCAAGAGGCCACCUCGGACUAUCGCAUGACAGUCUACCUGCGACAGAGGUGGACUGACCCACGGCUGGCUUACAGCCACUACCCUGUACCCUUACUGCAUCUCGACCAGUCCAACAUCAAGCACAUCUGGAAGCCUGACCUCUUCUUUGACAACGAGAAGAGUGCGCACUUUCACGAAAUCACGACUGACAACAAGAUGCUGAGGAUCGCCAACAAUGGCGUCGUUGACUAUGCCAUGAGGCUCACGCUUACCCUCUCCUGUCCAAUGGACCUGCAUAACUUCCCCAUGGACACACAGAUGUGCUCCAUGUACCUGGAAAGCUUCGGCUACACUACAGCGGACAUCGUCUUCCACUGGAACGGACCUACGCCCGUGUCUCUUUUUGAAGGACUCACGCUUCCACAAUUUGUGCUCAGCAACAAAAUAAGCACUGGCUCCUGCACAAAGACUUACAGCACCGGUUCAUUUACAUGCAUUUUCGCAAAGUUUACUCUGCACCGUGAGAUGGGCUUCUACCUGAUCCAACUCUACGUGCCCAGCAUUCUCAUCGUCAUCCUCUCCUGGGUCUCAUUCUGGAUAAACAUGGAGGCAGCCCCGGCCCGUGUGGCGCUGGGGAUCACCACAGUCCUCACCUUGACCACACAGAGCACGGGGGCCAGAGCGUCACUGCCUAAGGUCUCCUACAUCAAAGCGAUGGACAUUUGGAUGGCGACGUGCCUGCUCUUCGUGUUCGCCGCGCUGCUGGAGUACGCCGCAGUGAAUGUAACAUCCAGGCAGAGCCAGGGCUUCAUGAAGAAGGGCAGAGGGAACCAGAAGCCCAUCGACCUGAACAUGGUGGGGAGUGUUGCUGCUGAAGUAACGACAAGGAUAUAUAUAAAGGCAAGGCUAUUCACGACAGCAUUCUGCAAUUCAUGAAUUGCAAUACCGUCAACACGCGCACACACGUGCUGACACACCAACAACAACAGCCGCCAUUCACAGCGAAGUGAUGGUGACAUCACCAUGGUGCCUGUGCCAUGCGUAUGUGCUGACAUUCAUACAUGUGCUAACAUGCAUACACACGCUGGAACACACUGAUACCACAGCAAUCACCGCCAUUCGCCACGACGUGACAGUGAUUGUGUGCUGACGUCAUGGUCCAAAUUUGUAAAAAAUACCCUCAUUAAACAUGCUCCAGGCCACUCUUGAAAAUGAGACAUUGGCUCUCGAGUUCUCACCCGGGUGAGACAAAAUGACCUUGCAACUGGAUAAGCACACACACACAUACAGACUAUUGGGGCAAGCGGUGUUUUUUUACGACACAUUUUUAACAGUGAAACAAAUAAAAGGUUUGAAUAUUACAAAAUAUAGCAAAUGAUCACAAAGUGUUAAAAUCUCAUCCAUAAUAUGUAUAACUAAUGUGUAACAUGUAUAAACUAAAUUGUAUUUUUUAAGCGUCUAAACUUUUUUUUAAAGUGCAAUUUCUUGGCCCUUUUUGAGGUUCUGGAAAUUUCUUGUAGCUGAAAAUGAUAACGACCUUUUGCUCUUAGUCAAUGCACUGCUGGAUGAAGGCCACCCCAUGCCAUGUUGAUGUUGAGGGUUGUUUGACCAUACCUGACAACGCUGGCCAGUGCGUGUUGGUGAAGGUGGUGGUCCAGGACAGGUUCAGAUAUCACUCGCUGCUGAUGUUCGCUGUGGCUAGAUUAGGACGGAGUUCGCUAGGUUCACAGUACAGGGCACGAACCACUGCGGCACCAAUCCCUUCAACUAAAAUAAAUAACAAAUGUAUUUUACCAUCACAAUUUUUACACUGAAUGGUCUUCUUCCUGUUAGUGACAGUAAAAAGCCUGUUAUUGUUUGUAUGUAAUAUGUUAGAUAUGGUUUAAGGGGUGACAUUAAUAAAGCAAAAUAUUUGUGUAUUUAUUUCUGCAAAGCCAGUGUGUGUUGCCAAUGUGCUUUGCAUU
Molecule: messenger RNA, 2267 nt
Organism: Petromyzon marinus (sea lamprey)
Lineage: Eukaryota; Metazoa; Chordata; Hyperoartia; Petromyzontiformes; Petromyzontidae
Product: glycine receptor subunit alpha-2-like
Biological process (GO): monoatomic ion transmembrane transport
Cellular component (GO): plasma membrane
Molecular function (GO): transmitter-gated monoatomic ion channel activity; transmembrane signaling receptor activity; glycine binding
Source: RefSeq, a predicted model, not a curated record